UUUCAGUGAACAUUUCUUUUUUAGGGAAUAAGAAAAAUGGUUUAGUAGUAUUGCGACACAUGUACAAAAUCUUAAAGUUUAUAAUAAUAAUCGUCUGAAAAAGGAGAAAGGGAGGAAAAUGAAGUUACACAGAGCUUUUCUUGUUUUAUAUUUUAUUAUUGCUUGCUAUGUUGGUGUUGAUGGUACACUGAGACGAGGAGGAUUGAAUGUUUGCCAAAAAACAGUGCCAAGAACUACAGAAUUUUUUGUAACAGUUAACUACGCAACAACGGAAUAUUAUACCACUUGUUGUGGGUGGAGCUGGCCAAGCUGUUGGAAAAGUUGUACCAGAUCAAGAGUGGUGACACUAACCAAAUUAGAACGAAGGACGAAAACUGUAUAUGACAUUAUUCAAGUUUGUUGUGCCGGCUACACUCAACAAAAUGAUCAAUGCCCAAUACCUAUCUGCACUGGUGGCUGCUUACAUGGCAGUUGUACAGCGCCAAACAAAUGUACAUGUUCAGCGGGUUGGGAAGGAAGUGAUUGUUCAAGAGAUAUCAACGAAUGUAGAACCAAUAAUGGUGGCUGUGAGCAGGAAUGUCGAAAUAUAAAUGGCGGCCAUGUUUGUGCUUGUCGUCAAGGAUACACAGUUGCCCAGGAUGUCAAAAAAUGCAUUGAUGUUAAUGAAUGCAUUGUUAACCCCAACAUUUGCUCAUGCGCCGAUCGAAGUAAUAAUCCUCUUUGCAGCGUUACGUGUGUCAAUAAACCAGGAACGUACAAUUGUGCAUGUACAAAAGGAUAUGAAUCUGUUUCAAAAAGAUUUUGCACCAACAUUGUUGAAUGCAAUACGAACAAUGGUAAUUGUUCACAUUAUUGCUAUGACACGCCGGGAAGUUAUCAUUGUGGCUGCCCUUCUGGAUAUCAAUUGGCUGCAGAUGGUAGAACUUGUGAAGAUAUCGACGAAUGUUUAACAUCAAAUGGAGGUUGUGAGCACAAUUGUAACAACACCAUAGGUAGUCUUCAAUGUGGCUGUCGAACUGGUUUUAAUUUGGAUGGAAAUGGUAGAACGUGCUCAGAUAAAGAUGAAUGUCAAACAAAUACACACGGAUGUCAAUACUGUCAAAACGAGCGAGGAAGUUAUAAAUGCACAUGUCCAAAAGGAUAUCAACUAAAUUCUGAUCAGAAGACGUGUUCAGAUAUCAAUGAAUGCGAGUUUAAGCCACCUGGUAAGAGUGUAGCAAUAUCAGGUUGUAGUCAAAGCUGCAAUAACACUGAUGGCUCAUUUCAUUGUUUAUGUUUAAAUGGAUACUCUCUUACUGGUGACAACAAAACAUGCCAAGAUGUUGAUGAGUGCUUUCUUAAGACCGAUAAAUGUGAACACAUGUGUAUUAACGUAGUGGGUUCGUACGCAUGCGCGUGUCGUGAUGGUUACACUAUCAGCGAAGACAGAUACUCUUGCGUGGGUGAGCAGUGUGAGAACUUACCACCUGUUGUCAAUGGAAACGCCUCUUGUUUAAAAGGAGUGACAGAUGAAAUGUGCUCGUUUCAAUGCCAUCCAGGAUUUUCUUUGGAAGGUUCGAGCAAACGAUGGUGUCAAUCAAAUCAUAAGUGGAAUGGAACAAAUCCCAUCUGCAAAAGAAGAACGUGUCCUUUAUGGCAGCCACCAAUUAACGGUGCAGCAGUGUUGCCAUGCAACCAUUUUUUCGAAUCUGAAUGCAAAAUCAAAUGCGCUGAAGGUUACGUUUUGAAUGGUUCAGAUACUAGAAGAUGUAUCGCAACUGACGUUGGGGAAAUGAUGUGGACAGAUUCAAAAGCAACAUGCGAAAAAUCAACAGCGUGUUUACCGAAUCCAUGUUUUCAUUCUGGUGUCUGCUCUCCAAAUGGCGAAACAUUCACUUGUGAUUGUAGAAACACAGGUUAUAAAGGCGUCUUAUGUAGAACUGGAAUAAUCACAGUACCUCAAAUACCAUUAAUGGGAUUAGAUAUGCCAAGACACGGAUUGAUACUGCGUGCAAAACCAGAUAAAGAGCUUAAAAUUGAGAUAAUUUCAAGUUCUCCAAAUGUGAUAAUAACUCCAAGUAAUGUCACCUUAACAAAUUCUACCAUGUCUGCUUCAUUUAGUCUACUGGCAAACGUUGUUGGUUUUUUUACCAUUAAAUUUAAACUGAGCGGGAAAAAUGCUCUUAACUUUGUCACUCCAAUCCCAGCAACGAUCUUUGUUCAAGGAAAAGAUGAUGGCAUUAGAGUGAGUUCACCAGUUUAUUCAGAUGGUAGCAUAAAACUUGGCUGCUAUGAAAAUAAUCCUGAAGGCACAACAAAAGGAUACUCAAACUUCAAAUGGAACAAAGAUGGAUCCUCCAAUGGUGUAAUCCAAGUCACUGGCAAAGAUGGCACUCGUCUUCCAUUGUCUUUAUCUGGAGGAAAACUUAAACCUAAUGAUUUUACAGCAUUUCCUUUUGAUGAAGGUAUUAAAAAAGUUGGCAGUGUCCCUCCUUUGACUGAUAAGACAUGUUACUCUCAGAACGAUGCUUCAAAAUACAUUGGCGAACUUUUGAACAGUAAUGCAUUUAUAUACUCAAUACAGAACGCAUUCAACAAUCAUUCUCCGUACUGGAUAAAAUUUGUGGCAGCAUUAAACGUAAAAGAAUAUAAAGCAGAGGAUUUAGGGGGAAGUUUAUUCAAAGGAGAAGAACUUGUGAGAAAGAAAACACCAUGCACACAAGGCUUGCUCUUAAAUAAACAAAAUGUUUAUUAUCACUAUCAAACAAAACAAAUUUUCUACGCUGUGUUCGUCAAUAAGAACGUCACAUUGCCAAUGACAGUAACAAAAUGUUUUGUGAAGAAUCUUGACACAAACAGUGUCUAUGUUGCUGUUCUGCCUGAUACAGCAAAUGAAACCAGUAUGGCAGUAUUUUCAACUGCAUUCUCAAAAAUUAUAAACAUCAAUGGAACCAUCGAUCGAAUUGGUUUUACCUUAAAUACUUCAAAGGGAGAAGAAAUGCACAGUUAUGGUAAAAGAUUUUUCAACUUUGGAAAUGAUAACAUUAAUAUCAACAUUGAUUUGAAUGGGGUGAUGAGAUGGAGAUCGGCUAACAUAUCCAAAAUUUUUAGCAAGUUAGACAUGAAAAGUUUCACAGUGCAUAAUGGCAAAGCCGACUUCACGUUUUCAUGGAAAGUCCUUAACUCACAACAGAGUAUACGGGUGAAAGGUGAUUUAACGAAGAUGGAGUUAUCACGCGAAGAUAAAGCUGUAUCAACUUGCACUAAUAAAACAAUAAAAAUUCAAAUCACAAGACCUUCCGAAACAUAUCUGUCAACAAAAAUCGAUAAUGUAGUUACAUUUAACACAAAAAAUAACAUAAAUGCGAAUGUCAAUCAUGACACGAUUGGUGGAAAUCCUUCCAUUGCGUCUUCAGAUUAUGCAGUACUCAAGCAGAAACUAAGUGAUGAUUCAGUUCUGAAAGCAACUUUGGCAUUCCUUAAGGCCUUUAAGUCACCGGAUAAUGAAGUAACAACAAGUACGCAGGCACUUAUCCCCGUUAUAGAAGCACUGGUUAGUAAUACUAAAUUUUUAUCAAAAACAACUCUUCCAACGGAUGCUCAAAAUGAAAGAAUAUCAAUCAUCAAAUCUUUAUACUUGAACGCACUUAAGAGAUAUCAGAUCCUGUCUAAUAGAUAUCUUAAGAUUGACUUUUUUGACGACGCCAAAAUGGAAGUAAAAUUCAAUACGUUUAAAGCACAUUUCAAUGAAGUCAUGAGUUUAUUUGAGUAUGAUAUCAUAUAUUCACCAACAACGAGUAAAAUUAACUGGUUUGAAAUAUCUGGUGUUGGAGAUAUGUGCAUGCAAACUUAUUGCUUCAAAGAUUUAAAUAUAUCCGUAGCGCAUGGCACUAUCCUAUCUGAUAAUCAAUGCUACUCGCAGCCAACAGCUAGUAAAGACACAAUCAUCAAAGGUAUGGUCAUUAAAAAUACGGAUGUAGGGGGCAUGAUUAAACUACCUUCAGCAACUGUCAUCAAAAUGAACCUACCUGCAUCUUCCGACGUUUCCUCAUCUUCCUUCAGUGGCCACGUCAAAGUUUACGAGCAACCAAAAGUUAGUCAAGUUAAAAUCCAAAACAACUCAUUGUCUUUUGAAAUUGAUAUUAAUUUCUUAAGACAAGAUAAGUUGAAGAUGAACGUAACUGCUUCUUUGGCAUCCAUAGAUGAGGAAGAUCCAAUUAAUUUUAAUUUUGAAAACAAAUUUCAUUCACCAAGCUCGUUAGUGUCUGAUAUCAAUCAAAAAGUUGCUCAACGUCUUGAUAUUAUGGACAGCAGAAUAAAAUCAAGAGAGAUGUUUACCCUAUCUUACCAAAAUCGCACAUCAAGAAUUGCCAACGAGAAUGCUGAAAGAUUUGGCAAUAGCACCAAAAAGGUGAUGUCCCUGCAGAGUCAACUUGGAGCUCUUGUAAAUAAUAUUUCUAUAACUGAAAAAGUUUAUCAAAUGAAGAAAAAAGAAUUGAACUCCUCCUUCGCAGCACAUUCACUUACCAAGGAACAGUUGGAAAUGAAAUCUAAACUGUUAAACAGUUGCCGUCCCAAACUUUGCAUACCAAAAUGUAUACCAGGAAUUACUAUUAAUAUAUGCCAAUCUAAAAGGUUUGUAGGGAAAGUGCAAGAAAACUGCACCUUUGUGACAAAACUAAGGAAUCGAGUUAUUGUGGUACAAAGAAAUGAAACCAAAAGUUAUACAACCUUCAGUAAAUAUAAACAUUGUAGUCGAAAAUGCCCUCCUUUGACUGGCUUCUUUAAAAAGCUUUUUGGUAAAAGGAAAAAGCGGGGUAUAGUCAAAGCUAUAGCUGUACCAGCAUUAACUGCCUUAUUUCAUAAAAUGGGAGGCACAGAGGGAGCACUGGGUGCUUUCGUUGGUGGAGUUGCUUUAGGACCGGCUGGAGCAGUUAUAGGUGGGAUUAUCGGGAGCAUAUUUGGUUCAUGUGAUGAAGAAUGCAGGUUAGUGCUCAUACCACGUACUGCAUAUUAUGAAUCCACAACACCAGAAAAAAGAAUAAAAAAAGAACAGUACUUUGAAUCGAUGUGCAAGAUUGACGUCAGGAAUUUUUUUAACGGGUUCAAUCCGGCUGAAGUAUGUUCUCAACACAACAACUGCUCCAAUUUAUCAGAAGAUGUUAGAUGCAUAAACAGAAACAUUGAAUGCAAGAGAAUCCAAUCCAAUCUGUCUUCCAUUAUAUCGAGUCCAAGCUAUGACGAUGCUUACAGGUCAUUUAUCAAAACGUCUGCAUUGUUGGAUCUUCUCAAGAUGAGGCAGAGUAUUUUAACUAAACGUUUACGGAAUGCACAAAGCGAUCUCGAAAUCUCGAAAGGUGCAUCUUUACAAGCAAACCAGUCAAAAGAAUUAGCAGAUAAAGCAAAACUAGACUUUAACAAUUUAAUAAAACGAGAACGCAAACUUAUCGCCGCUCACAUGAAACAUCGAAACAACGGUUCAGUUUUAUUGGUCACAGAUGUUAAAUUUAGAUUCGCUUAUAUUGAUGGGAUGAAAUUCCCAAGGCGUUUUGUACUUGAUGUGGAGUAUAAAAAUCUUGUUUCAGCUGCAACUCAAUUCACGACAAUGUUUAUUGCACCUGAAUAUUUUGCCAGCAUUGAGGACGCUGCUAGAAUGCUUAUAAAAAAUGCAAUUCAAUCGAUUCCUAACAACAGAAGAAAACGUCGAUCAAUAUCAAUUCCUGCUGUAUCUCAGCUCCAGCAAAAAUGUUUAGACAUUGAGACGUCUGCUGUUGAAAUAUAUGAUAUAGCAACAUCUUUAGCUGAGAAAAUCAAACAAGCCGAGAGCACGCGUAGCAGAUUUGUGAGUGACUCAAAACAUGGCGAGAGAGAGGCGCUUAGUUACACUACUAAGCUUCAAACAAGCGUGUCCAACGCAUACGAGUGCAACGCAACACACUGUGAUGAAGAUAUAAGGCAGCUAAUGGUGGAUAUAUCUGUAGACAUAAAUAACCAAAACAGAGAAAGUGAUGCGCCAUCAUGGAACGAGACACUUCAGCAGUUUUUUACUAAUUUUGAAUUUAAAACAAAUGCUCGAGGAAACUCCAAAUGUGUCAACUUUUUGGACUGCGUGACGUAUCAUUUAGAUAAAUUAGACGAGCUAACACAGUAUGAAAACACGUCUUUGGCAAAGAAAGUCAGAGAUCACCUUCAAAUAUGGAAUAACACUAUUUUAACAUUGUUUAACGAUCAGCCGUCGUUUGAAUUAGCUAAAACACUAUCACGUGGUUUCAUGUCAACUUUCCAUGAAGUAAACCCUAGAGAUAUAUUUUGUGGUGAAGCACCUAAAAUAAAAAGACUUUUGUCUGGCAACAUAAACAAAAAAAUUGGUGAAAAGUUAACGCUGGUGAUAGAUGUGGAAGAAACAGUGCAUGGGUAUGAGAUCAUUUGGAAAAAGAACAACUUUGUAAUAGGUAACGAAUACGCAAAACAGUUGAUGGUUAAAAUAACCGAUGCAAAAUCUACCUUUUAUUCAUGUGAAGUCACCAACGUAUUCGGAAGCACCUACUGUGGAGAAGUGUUUGUGAAUGUUUACACAAAACCAGAAAUUACUAGCCAACCAGAGGACGUCACAGCAUAUGUACACUCGCCGGAGAAAAGAUUUGUAAUCUGUAAUUUUACAGGUUUCCCAGAACCUACCAUACAAUGGGUCUUCAGGAAUUUUACCAGCAAUGAACAUGAAGUUCUGCCAACUAAACGCUCCUCAUUGCUAAUAUCAACACGUUCAACUGAAAACUCUGGUUUUUAUUUUUGUAGAGUUCAAAACGAGCUAUUUUCCGUGGAGAGCAAGGAGGCUGUUGUAAACAUCAUUUCCACUACCAUGGCAGUAGAACGCACUAAAUUAUAUUUUACACUCAAUCUGAUUCCUGUCACGUCAAGAACAAGAAGGAAUAUCAAUAAUGACGUUGAAAUAUCCACAAAACUUACAAGUGAAGAAAAAUUAAACAUUAUCCAUGCGCUCACCAAAGCAAUGGAUACGACAGAAUCGUCAAUUAGAGAUUUAGCCUACACUAAAGUUGCUAAUGGAAGUGCUGAAGUAUCUUUUGUUUUGUAUGGCAAAAAUCUGACUGAUAAUUUAACAAGACUAAAUCCUGGAGAAUCUUGGGAUUCUUUGGCAAAUAAGAUGACAGAAGAUAGAGGACAUUUACUUGGUAGACCAAUUCUUCUUUAUUACAAUGCCAAUAACACAAUGUCCUUUGUAAUCGGUGGAAAAAAUGUUUCGGUUAAUCCGGAAAGUAUUGAAUUUGAAGGAAUGGAAGUUGCAUGUAAACAAGGCCAAGUUGUUUUGGAAAACGGGAUCGUGUGCGCUGACUGUCCUGCUGGAACAAGGUUCGAUGGUGCCAAUCAAUGUACUGAAUGUGAGAAAGGCACAUAUCAGCCAAUGCCUGGACAAUCCACUUGUCGCCCAUGUCCGGCAGAAAACAUGACAACACCAUCUAAAAAAUCAGUAUCUGUCAAACAAUGUCUCUUCUCUGAAGCUCCCACAACAUCUAUUCCGGCAAUAACAAAAACACCUCGUAUUGUUCCUGCUGCAGACGAAAAAAAAGAUAAUGAUGCUCUAAAGAUUAUCAUUCCAGUAGUGGCAGUUGUGGUGAUUUUGUUGAUUGCUGCUAUCAUCAUUCUUUACAUAUACUGCCGACGUAAGGAAAACGUGAAAGAAGCUCCAGAUCCAAAAGAUGGACAUGCCAAUCCAACAUUUGAAACAUUCAACAAUGAGUCAGAUGACACUUUGGAAAAUCCUUACGAUAUCUGCGGUGAAAAAGGAGCUACAGCUGUGACGGCAACCGAAAAUGAUUAUGACAAUCCACAGAAGAUAAAACAGGAAAAAGCGAACAAGCGCCUGUCUGCUGUACCCAAUUUAUAUGAAGUAGCUGAUGGCGGAAUUGCUUUUGCAAAUCCUAUCUUUCGCGAUCGCUCCCUGAAAUCGAAUUCAGCAGAAUAUGACCACUUGGGUCAAAGAACUGACACUGUUAAAUCAAGAAACAGUUCUUCCCAUUAUGAACAUGCUUUCUUUCCACUUAAAAGAAAUCCAGGAGAUUCUGUGUCUGAUAAAAUAACUGAAAAUAAUGAAAAGACACCAGUGUACGACAACCCAGACACUUGCGAAACAUAAAUGCUCUUUACUGUUACUGUAAAAAUGUAAUAAAAGUUAAUUCUAGUCUACUGUAUAAAAAUAAUUUGACUUCAUUGUCAACUUAAUUUUUGUAAUAUGUAAAAGGCAGGUAAUAACACAAUAAACGUAGGUGUGGAUAGUCGGGCUGUUUAAAAACAGAGUCUGCAGAUGUUGCACCGAAUCACCGCGAACGCGAGCACACAGAAAUAAAACAAGCACAGAAAAAAAUGAUGGAUCUAUACUUAAUCUAGCGUUUUUAUCUUGAAAUAUCUCUGACGUAAAAAUGCAUAAAGAACUAUUUAAAGACGAAAUAUUUCAUUGUCACGAGUUUGUAUCUAGGUUAUGAGGAAAUUGUUUCGUUAAGUAGCUAUGGUUGUUGUUAUAAAUAGGACUUACUAUCGACAGUUUGGCGCCAAAUCAGUUUUGUUCUACUGUAUGACUGUAUAAGGAAAACGAGCUUUUAUUAUCUUCUCUAAUUUAGAGUGGAACCCAGACCUUUUAACAUGUUUAUGUUUUUAAGGUAUUUUGUAAAUUAUAUAAAUGUACAAGAAGGCCUCAAAUCAUGUUUUUUAGCGAGAUCACCUUUCAUCUGAUAGGAAUGCUUACACAAUCUCGAGAAUGGUUUAGACUGGCUUUGCAUUAUGAUAAAAAAAUAUGCAUAAAUUUGUAAAUAAAAAAUUUCUUGUGUUUUUUAAAGUUGACUUUCCGUCAAAUUCUAAACGACUCUCUCUUGAUUCUGGAUUCGAAUAUCAGAUUUGAAAAAAUGUUUCGUUUUAUACACGGUUGAGAAAUAUAUUUUUAUAAUCAUUUUCAGAUAAUAGACAAAGAAAAUUGGAAAAGGUGUAUUUCGAGAUGAAAGUCAAGAAAAAAGUUUUAUAAUGUAAAUUAUUUUUAAGUUUAGAUUUUAUUUAAAGUUUGUUAACGGGUACUCCAUGUAACAUAUUUUGAUUUUUUGUAUUCGUUUACAAUCAAUAUGACCUCAGGCAAACCCGACUUCAAAGUAAAACUGAAUUAAUUUUCAACGUAGAAAUUUAAAUACUGGGUACAAGGUUGCUUUCUUUUUUUUGCACGUAAUUUUUUAGACUUAGUUUUUGACUUCUUUUUUUUCAAGAAAAGAUAAAAGUUUUAUA
Hydractinia symbiolongicarpus is the source of this 9261-nucleotide messenger RNA. RefSeq lists its product as uncharacterized. Gene Ontology annotation, molecular function: calcium ion binding; protein binding. Bases 119 to 8131 code for a protein of 2670 amino acids. Lineage: Eukaryota; Metazoa; Cnidaria; Hydrozoa; Anthoathecata; Hydractiniidae. The record is from RefSeq and is a predicted model, not a curated record. The transcript has 17 exons.